CCGAGACCCCGCCGCCGCCUUCGUCUCUUCUCCUCCCGUUUGCUCCCCCGCCACCAACGGCCGACCUUAACCCCGCGCCCGCGCCCAACCACCCCGACCGCGUUCCGGCGGUUGCUGCAACCUCCCCGCCGCCGCCGCCGCCGCCAUUCCUCCCCCCGCCCGCCGGAACCACCGCCGCCGCGCCAUGCCCAUCUCCUCCUUGUUCUUCUUCUUCCUCCUCCUGCAGCAGGAGGACCCCUACUAGAUUCUUCUUCUCCCUCUUUUGUCUUCUUUCUUGGUACGGCGGCGGAGGAGGAGCCGAUGGGCAGCCUUUGCUCCAAGGACAGCGUCGCCGAGGAGCUCACGCCGCAGCCGCCGCCGGCUGCGGCAGCGGCGGCGGCGCCCGUGGGGAGGCUGCAGAAGACGGAGAGCCAGUCGUUGAAGCAGCUCAUCACGCUCACCGCCAAGGAGGACGCCGCGGUGGUCGCCCCCGUCGUGCACGCCGUCAUCACCCGGGCGGAGUCCAACGCCAAGGCCAAGUCCAACGCCAAGGCCAAGUCCGCCGCCGCCGUGCCGCCGGUCGUCGUGAUCACGUCGCUCAACAAGUCGUACAGCACCGCGGGUGCGCCCGCACACCACCACCGGCUGUCGACCGUCGACGUCCCGCAGGUGGUCCCCGGCGGCGUGCCGCAGGGGUUCUCCGGCGAGCACGUGAUCGCCGGGUGGCCGUCGUGGCUGACCUCCGUCGCCGGCGAGGUGGUGCAGGGGUGGCUGCCGCGGCGCGCCGACACGUUCGAGCGGCUGGACAAGAUCGGGCAGGGCACGUACAGCAACGUGUACAAGGCCCGGGACCUGGAGACCGGCAAGGUCGUGGCGCUCAAGCGCGUCCGCUUCGUCAACAUGGACCCGGAGAGCGUGCGGUUCAUGGCGCGGGAGAUCCACGUCCUCCGCCGCCUCGACGGCCACCCCAACGUCGUCCGCCUCGAGGGCAUCGUCACGUCGCGCCUCUCCCACAGCCUCUACCUCGUCUUCGAGUACAUGGACCACGACCUCGCCGGCCUCGCCGCCACGCCGGGGCUGCGCUUCACGGAGCCGCAGGUGAAGUGCCUCAUGGCGCAGAUCCUCGCCGGGCUGCGCCACUGCCACGACCGGGGCGUGCUCCACCGCGACAUCAAGGGCGCCAACCUGCUGAUCGGCGGCGACGGCGCGCUCAAGAUCGCCGACUUUGGCCUCGCCACCUUCUUCGACGCCGCCAGGCCGCAGCCGCUCACCAGCCGCGUCGUCACGCUCUGGUACCGGCCGCCGGAGCUCCUCCUCGGCGCCACCGAGUACGGCGUCGCCGUCGACCUCUGGAGCACCGGCUGCAUCCUCGCCGAGCUUCUCGCCGGCAAGCCCAUCUUGCCCGGCCAAACCGAGAUCGAGCAGCUGCACAAGAUCUUCAAGCUGUGCGGGUCGCCGUCGGAGGAGUACUGGGCGAAGGCGAAGCUGCCGGACGUGACGCUGUUCAAGCCGCAGCGGCCGUACCGGCGGAAGAUCGCCGAGACGUUCAGGGACUUCUCGCCGCCGGCGCUCGACCUUCUCGACACGCUGCUCGCCAUCGAGCCGUCCGACCGGGGCACCGCCGCCGCCGCCCUCGACAGCGACUUCUUCAGGAGCAAGCCGCUGGCGUGCGACCCGGCGAGCUUGCCCAAGCUGCCGCCGAGCAAGGAGUACGACGCCAAGCUCCGCGGCAAGGAGGCCGCCAUGAGGCAAAACGCGACGGCGGCCAUCGGAGGCAAGGGCUCCAUGUCCGUCAAGCCGGGGAGGAACGAGCAGUCCAAGGCGGCGGCGCCGGCGCAGGACGCCGUUGGAGGAGAUCACCAGAGGAGGCAGGCGGCGGCGGCGGCGCGCGUGGUGAACCCGAGGAGCGCGAGCCACCACUACAGCUCGCUGGAGGACAGCGUGCCGGGGUUCCGCAUGGAGCCGCCGGCGGCCGCGGGGCCGCCGGCGGCGAUGCAGAGCGGCGGGUUCGGGUCGACGUGGUACAGGAAGGACCACGCCGCCACCGGCGACCCGCGCGCCACCACGUCACGCGCGGCCAGCGCCUCCGUCAGGGUGUCCAACUCCGUCGCCGGCGGCGCGCAGCUCACGUCGCAGCGGUCGUACGCACAUUCCCGCGGCACCGACCUCCACCCGAGCUCGUCGGCGGCGAGGCACGCCAACUCCCGCUACAACCGCCUCGACGUCGCCGAGCCCGCCAACGCGCUCGACCGGCCGGGCUCCAGCUCCACCCACCAAAAGGACCUCUCCGCCGCCGCUCCGGCCACCGGGUUCGGAGGGAGGAACAAGAGGAUCCACUACUCCGGCCCGCUGGUGCCGCCGGGCGGCAACAUGGAGGACAUGCUCCGGGAGCACGAGCGGCAGAUCCAGCAGGCGGUGCGCAAGGCGCGGGUCGACAAGGAGAGGACGAAUCACCACGGCAACAGCAGCAGCAGUAACAACAACAGGCAAUACUACUGAGCUACUUGCUGACUACUUUGGCUGGCUCACACAAAGCUAAAGGAAGAAGACGAUCGAUCGAGCUGGUGCCCAUGGCCAUGGAAGGUGCAGAUCAUCUUCCAUGGCCAUCUCAGACCACGGGCCUGACUGUCUGAUGAGAAGAUUGCAAUGCAAUGCAGGGAGAUGAUCUUCAUGGAUGGAGGAGAGUAGAAAGAAGACCUGAUGAGGUGAAGAUCUCUGAUGGAGGGUGCAGGCAGGCAGACGGCGACAGCGACGGCGGCGCGGAACUCGGGGUAUAGAUAUCUGCAAUUGAAGAGCUGGGGGGCUUUUCUUGAUCCAUGUGUAUAAAUAGCACACUGUUAGAGAGGGUUUUGGGAAGUCUGAUGAGGAGGAACAAGCCCUGUAAAAACACGGAUUGUAAAAGGCCAAAUGGAAAACUGUGUAUAUCUUGCUGAUCGAAGUGA
Oryza sativa Japonica Group (Japanese rice) is the source of this 2921-nucleotide messenger RNA. The record is from RefSeq and is a predicted model, not a curated record. Lineage: Eukaryota; Viridiplantae; Streptophyta; Magnoliopsida; Poales; Poaceae.